GUGAUAAAACUUUUUACCCACUCCAUGUCAAGCUCAUCCUAGUAAUACAUAUUUUAUCCAAUUCUUCUUCUUCUUCAAAUUUGAUAAAUAUUCCCGUCAAAAAUUUGAUAAAUAUACCAAAGACGCAUUUAUAAUUGUCGUUUUACAUUCCUUCACAUUCAAAGGUUUUGUUUUUCUUAAUCUUCUCUGAUAUACCAAUUGAUAGAAUGGGUGGAAGCUCAAUUGAGGAUGAUUGGGACUUUCCUUCCCUAUCGAAUGGGGCUCGAACUAUUGUUUUGGUUGGACGUACCGGUAAUGGAAAGAGUGCAACUGGAAAUAGCAUCCUUGGAAGAAAGGCAUAUAAAUCUAGAGCCAGCUCAUCUGGUGUUACAAGCACCUCUGAACUCCAAUCUACCAUGCUUAAAGAUGGACAAGUUAUCAAUGUAAUUGACACACCUGGGCUCUUUGACUUUUCUGUUGGACCUGAAUUUAUCGGCAAAGAGAUCGUUAAAUGUAUUGAGUUGGCUAAGGAUGGUAUACAUGCUAUACUUGUUGUGUUCUCUGUGAGAACACGUUUCUCUAGAGAAGAGGAAGCGGCACUGCAAAGCCUGCAAACGUUCUUUGGCCCCAAAAUUACUGACUACAUGAUAGUAGUGUUUACGGGAGGUGAUGAGCUUGAAGAUGAUGAUGAAACUCUGGAACAAUAUUUGGGCCGUGAGUGUCCAGAGCCUUUGAAGAAAAUUCUUGAUGUUUCUAAGAAUCGCUGUGUUCUUUUUGAUAACAAAACGAAAGAUAUUGUGAAGAAGGAGCAACAAGUGCAGAAGCUUCUUCAACUAGUUGACAAGGUCUCAGAAGCGAAUGGAGGGAGACCUUACACAGAUGAGUUGUUUAAGGAACUGAAGGAAGGAGCAAUGAAACUCCGUCGCCAAGAAAAAGAUGUUGACUCUUUACAAGGUUAUGAUAAAGUAGAGAUAUCUGCAUUGAAGGAGCAGAUGCAUAAAACAUACGAGGAACAACUCAAGCGGAUAACUGAAAUGGUUGAAAUGAAGCUGAAGGAGACUACUCAAAGACUGGAACAACAGUUGGCCCAGGAGCAUGCUGCAAGGCUGAAGGCUGAAAAGUCGGCCCUUGCUGCGCAGGCAAAAUCAAAUGAUGAGAUUCGAAAGCUUCGGGAGAACUUAGAGAGGGCAAAGCAGGAAACUGAGGAGCUCCGGAAGCAGGCUGCUAGUGGCAAGUGUGCCAUUCUUUGAUAUGGCUUCUGACCAUACGUUAUUAAUCUAUUUUGAGGCAUAAAACACCAUUCUAAGUAUUUUAUAACUAUGGAUUGUGGCAUGUAUGUAUAUAUAUUUUCUUGUCAUGGUUGAUGGAUUAAGUAUUGCAAAUAUUUGGUAUCAAGCGAAUGAAGUGUUUUUUCCCCUUUAA
Chenopodium quinoa (quinoa) is the source of this 1401-nucleotide messenger RNA. RefSeq names its product immune-associated nucleotide-binding protein 9-like. The transcript is spliced from 6 exons. Lineage: Eukaryota; Viridiplantae; Streptophyta; Magnoliopsida; Caryophyllales; Amaranthaceae. Gene Ontology annotation, molecular function: GTP binding. Bases 207 to 1229 code for a protein of 340 amino acids. The record is from RefSeq and is a predicted model, not a curated record.